Molecule: messenger RNA, 3386 nt
Organism: Rhododendron vialii
Lineage: Eukaryota; Viridiplantae; Streptophyta; Magnoliopsida; Ericales; Ericaceae
Product: serine/threonine-protein phosphatase 7 long form homolog
Exons: 10
Coding region: 237-3083 (948 amino acids)
Cellular component (GO): cytosol; nucleus
Molecular function (GO): protein serine/threonine phosphatase activity
Source: RefSeq, a predicted model, not a curated record
GCGAUGCCAAUUCACAAAAAAAAAGGCACACAAACUCGCGAGGUAUGAAGUCAGUCGCAUCUUGAAGGCACGGAGAAGAUUACACCUCUCGUCCCCAAGACACGAGGCCCGAGACUGAGAGCACCUCGACGACGAUUGUCGACCUGAAAAAACCUAACCCCACCCCCCUCUCCUCUUCCUCCCGCCGCCGUCCCUCAACGCCCACUUCUCUCUCUCUCAUAACAGAUUAUAGAGGUAUGGAGCCUGGCCCGAUAGAGGCCACUGUUUUGAGCGGACAGAAACGGCAUCGGUCCACUUCAGUAUGGUCUGCUGGGUCGGGUGCUGAUUCUACUACCCUUACUGUUCGUCGUCGCGAGGCUGCUCUCCGACGCAUGGGUUUGCCAGAUGAUCGAAUCAUCCCUCUAGUACAGGCGGCUGGAUUUGGAGGUCUAUUUCGAGUGCCAUUCAUCCAGUUGGAUUGGCAUCUCAUUACUGCACUAGUGGAAAGGUGGCGGCCCGAGACUCAUACGUUUCAUAUGAGACCUGGAGAGAUGACCAUUACACUCCAGGAUGUUAGCAUUCAAUUGGGUCUACCCAUUGAUGGUAAACCGGUUACUGGUUCUAUCAAUUAUGAUUGGGAUGCGUUGUGUCGUAAUUUGCUUGGUGUGGCCCCCCCUGCUGGGAAACGGGAUGGGGGUAGGGUGAGUAUGAAAUGGCUCGAUGAAGCAUUUGGGGUGCUACCAUUGGAUGCUGAUCCUAUUGCAGUGGAGCAACAUGCUAGAGCAUACAUCCUGCGCCUUAUUGGGGGGACCAUAUUUGCAGACAAGUCCUCUAGUCUAGUUCAUCUUAUGUUCCUCCCCCUACUAGAGGACUUUAAUACUGCUGGGGAAUAUAGUUGGGGAAGCGCAGCUCUAGCAUGCUUAUAUAGGGAGCUAUGUCGUGCAUCCAUUGCUGAUAAGUUAGAGGUAGGUGGUUUCAUGCUCCUUCUUCAGGUAUGGGCAUGGGAGAGGUUUCCUCAUAUUUCUCCACGUCGUUUGGGAAAGUUUCAGAUACCAGAUGGUCCUCUUAUCACACGGUGGCACGAUAGGUUUCAGGUUACUGACCUGCCCACUCAUGUCUUACGGGAGUACCGCUACACCUUUGAUAGACAAACAGACGAUCAAGUGGUGUGGCAAUCAUAUCCACCUCGUGUCGUCGAUGCACUCCCCCCAUACUGUCGGGCUGGUUCAGACAUAUGGUUGACAAGUUCGCCACUUAUUUGUUUUGCCAUUAUAGAGAUGCAUCAGCCAAAUAGGGUACUCCGGCAAUUUGGCAUGCACCAACCUAUUCCAUCCCCUUCUCGGUCACUUGAUGCACCCCACGGUGUUGAUUUGAGAGGGGGAGCGAAAGAUUGGGCACAAACCCAUGGACCAUCAAUUGCCAUGUGGGAUAAUCGGCGAGAUCACAUUGUUCAAGGUGAGGCAUAUGAUGGUGUUAUGCAUCACGAUGAUGCGUAUAAGGAGUGGUAUCAACGUCACACGCGCCAAUUCAUCGGUCGCCUAGGCUGCUCAUUUGAGAAAAUGGAAAAAAACUUGGAACAGAUUUAUCAUCUCUUGGGUGAGAAUUCAGAGGCCUGUGUCCUAGCUCACGACACACUUGCGCUAUUUAAGGAGCAACAAUCCUACUUUAGGAUUGCUCCGCUACCGCCACCAGCAGUAGCAACACCGACACCUCUAGAACCGCAAGAAGUAGCACUUGCAUUAGCACCGCCACCAACACCACCAGCUGGAACAACAGAACCACCUACUGAACAAUCAGCUGCAAUCGAAGAACCACCACCAUGUGUAACAAUAGAAUUGCCAGAACCUGUACCACCCAAUGCAUUAAAUGAAGUGGGCACUCAAGGAGCAGAAGGGGUAACUAAGAUGGGGAACGCCAGUCAACCCAUCUCAUGGCCUUCCGAUUCCAUUGUGACCCAAAGUUGGGUGAUUUCACUAAUGGAUACUUUGGACUGGGGAUCUAGACAUCUAUCCCCUUCAGAAUUCCCUUCUUUAUUACCCAUCCAAGUGUUUGACAGUUUGGUACUUUCUGCGUCCAAAAUUCUUCAUAAGGAGCCCAAUUGUGUUACCAUUGACGGGUUGGGUGACAAUUCGAGCGUUGUAGUGGUUGGAGACAUUCACGGGCAAUUGCAUGAUUUGAUUUUCCUGCUACGAGAUGCCGGUUUUCCUGCGGAUAACAAGGUUUUUGUUUUCAAUGGAGAUUACGUGGAUAGAGGGGCAUGGGGUCUUGAGACCUUCCUUCUCUUAUUGGCCUGGAAGGUUUCUAUGCCACAUAAGGUUUAUCUUCUUCGGGGAUAUCAUGAAUCAAAAUACUACACUUCGGUUUAUGGGUUUGAAAAGGAAGUGUUAACGAAGUACGGAGAUGAAGGAAAACACGCCUACCAGAAAUGUUUGGGAUGCUUUAAAGGACUUCCUUUGGCUUCGAUUAUAGCAGGGCGUGUUUACACUACCCAUGGAGGUCUUUUCCGCUCUGUAGCCACUACGCCCUCAAAGAGAUCUAAAGGAAGGAAGAUUCGUAAAGUGAUUAUCGACCCUGGAGCAAGUUCUCUCGCUCUUGGUUCCAUGGAGGAUUUAUCUAAAGCUAGGAGAACUGUACUCAAUCCUUCGUGGGAAGGUCUAAACUUGAUUCCUGGGGAUGUUCUGUGGUCAAACCCGUCAAUGAACCCUGGUCUUUCUCUAAAUAAAAAGCGAGGCUUUGGUCUUUUGUGGGGCCCAGACUGUACUGAAGAGUUCUUAAAGAACUCCAAUCUAAAGCUAAUUAUUAGAUCACAUGAAGGUCCUGACGCAAGGAAAAAGCGGCCGGAUCUAGGAGGAAUGGAUGAAGGGUACACAAUAGAUCAUGUUGUAGAGUCUGGGAAACUGAUUACUCUGUUCAGUGCUCCUGACUAUCCCCAGUUCCAGGCAACUGAAGGACGGUACAAGAAUAAAGGCGCUUACAUUGUUCUAGAACCUCCUCAUUUUGAUUCUCCAGUGUUUCACAGUUUUGAAGCAAUUACUCCUAGACCUACGGCAAAUCCUUAUUACGACUACAAGGAUGUGAUUGACUCCGUUGAAGAAUUGGACUAGGCAUCAAUGGUGUCAUGACCUUCCUGAAAGAGUUCAUCACCAUCCAAUAUUGAAGUUGACCAUCACUGACUCUCUCUCUCUCUCUCUCUCUCUCUCUCUCUCUCUCUCUCUCAGUUUGGUUAUUCUGGUGUUAGGAAUCGAUUUGGUCUGUAUUAUGUUUUUCCUUUUCUUCUUUAUGAGUUCGAUGGGCUUUUGUUGGAUUGUAUUGGGGUAUUAUGCAAAUUUUAGGUUCUGUUGAUAUAGGAACUUGAGACCAUUGUAUCAUAUCUUAUGAGUUUAUUAAAAGAGUUGCUAGGGCUGCAA